UCGAUUUGAGAGUGACACUGAGUUUCGGCAGAAGUGCGACACACUUCGCACUUGGUCGUUCUUUCUUCUUCAAUCCUUCAGUUAUUGUUAAAAAAUGCUGAAGGAGUCGCUCAUAAUUUUCACCCUCGCUGCACUUGCAGCAGCUGAUUUGGGUUUUUAUUUUACGGAAAUUACCGCUGAUCAGGAUUAUAUUGUCAAGCAGAAGAAGAUUUACCAGCUCUUCUAUCAUGUCUCGCAAUCUAACAUUGUUAAUCAAGAAUUGUUCAAAGAGGGGCAGGAGUACAGCAUCGAGGCGAACAUCGAUUCUUACACCAACAAGGAUGCAGUGAAUCAUUUCAUAGAGCUGUACAAAUUUGGAUUCCUUCCAAGGGGCGAGAUAUUCUCUCUUUAUUAUCCUAAACAAUUAGAAGAGAUGAGAUCCCUUUUCAAGCUCUUCUUUUACUCCAAGGAUUUUGAAACGUUCUACAAGACGGCCCUGUGGGCUCGCAAUAAUAUCAACGAGGGACAAUUUUUCUGUGCCCUUUAUCAGGCAGUUAUUCGUCGACCUGACACAGUUUUCAUUCAACUUCCACCGCCCUAUGAAUUUUAUCCAUACGCUUUCUUCAACACUGAAGUCAUCGAAGCAGCGAAGAACGCCAAAAUUUAUAACAAAUUGACCGAGAGCAAUUCGUACGUGAUUUUUGGAAAUUACUCCGGUUGGUACUUGCACCGAGACUACGAUCCCGAGACGAAGUUGCAGUACUUCACUGAGGACAUCGGCCUGAAUGCCUUCUACUUCUUCUUCCGUCAGGACAAUCCCUGGUGGCUCGGCAGUGAUGAAUUCGGACUUGCCAAAUCGUACAGGGGUGAAGAGUACCUUUAUAGCCACGUCCAGCUUCUCAAUCGGUACAACCUCGAGCGAUUGGCAAAUGGGCUGGAAAGGGUUGAGAACUUCCUCUGGGAUGGGCAAUUCUAUCCCGGAUACUAUCCAACGAUGAUUUAUCAUAAUGGACUGCCGUAUCCCCAGCGUCCGGCUAAUUCCAAAAUUCCUGAGUACAAAUACAAGUUCUUAUACCGUAUUCACGAUCUUGAGUCAAGGAUAUCUGCAGCGAUUGAUUUGGGGUACGUAAUCGAUGCGGACGGAACACAUCACAAGAUUUACACACCCGAGGGUUUGAAUUUAAUUGGAAACAUCAUUGAGGGCAAUAUGGACACCUGCAACAAGAACUACUACGGUAAUCUCGAUGUAUUUGGAAGGAAAGUUCUCGGCUUCAACCUGGAACCCAUUGAUCCAUAUCGAAUUACUCCAAGUGCAAUUGAGUCGGUGGCCUCCUGCCUGAGAGAUCCAGCAUUCUAUCGUUUCUAUCAGCGAUUAAUGUACUUUUAUUAUAAAUACAAGGCCCACAUGAAACCGUACACCAAAGAGGAGAUCAUCUUCCCUGGGUUGAAGUUCGAGUCAAUAGCUGUCGACAAACUGGUGACUUACUUCGAUCAAUUCGAUACGACAAUCAGCAAUGGACUUCCCAUAGCCAGUCAACAGGAGGCUGAUAAUUUCUUGAUAAAAAUUCGACAGUACAGGUUGAAUAAUAAACAUUUUACUGUUCACUUCAGUUUGAAUUCGGAUAAAGCCCAGAAAGUUGCUAUUCAGCUAUUCCUGGGGCCCAAGUAUGACACGCAUCAUCAUCCCCUCGACUUCAGCAAAAUCUACAAAUCAUUCUAUCAGCUUGAUUACUGGAUUACUGACGUGAACGCUGGUACGAACAAACUGGAACGCGUGAGCCAUGAUUUCUUUUUCGCAAUGGCUGAUCGUGAUCCCACCGAGAUCACGUAUAAGCGACUGGAAAAAUCCAUGGAAGGAACCGAAAAAUUCAUCUACAAACAGAGUCUGUACGGUUUCCCUGAGCGCCUGCUCUUGCCAAAGGGAUCACGUUCUGGUACUGUCUACCAGCUCUUUGCCUACGUCAGCCCAGUGACCAAUCCUAUUAUGUACAAGUCCCGGGUCUUUGGCUACUACGAAUACGAUCAGAAACCCAUCGGCUUCCCGCUGGACAGACCAAUCUACGAGCCCCACUUCCAGGGACCCAACAUGUUCUUCAAGAACGUCUCCAUUUAUCUGAAAUUCGACGUUGAUCCCAAUGCAACCACAUAAAUUCCAUUUCUAAUCCUUCAAUUUCAUAAAUUAGUGAGAAUUUCACUGGACAUGUACCCCUGUAUCAAUAAAUGAAUAAUAAAUAAAUCAAUGGAUUUGUUAAA
Fopius arisanus is the source of this 2232-nucleotide messenger RNA. RefSeq names its product arylphorin subunit alpha. The record is from RefSeq and is a predicted model, not a curated record. Lineage: Eukaryota; Metazoa; Arthropoda; Insecta; Hymenoptera; Braconidae. The transcript is spliced from 5 exons. Bases 95 to 2128 code for a protein of 677 amino acids.